Messenger RNA from Naegleria lovaniensis, 513 nucleotides. RefSeq lists its product as uncharacterized. Lineage: Eukaryota; Heterolobosea; Eutetramitea; Acrasida; Naegleriidae. Bases 1 to 513 code for a protein of 170 amino acids. The record is from RefSeq and is a predicted model, not a curated record. The transcript has a single exon.
AUGUCUCAACCAAGAACCAUUUCCCCAACUCUCCGAUUAGGUGUUACCUUCUCAGCACAAGUACAAGAUGGCAUCAUCCUCUCACUCUCUUCCGAAGGUGAUUUUCUUUGGGGACGCAAAGGUAGAUAUCCCGUGAGUUAUUUCCUUAUGGAAGCAGCUGUGGUGAACAAUAUGGUUGGAAAGCCUUUCAUCGCUGCACUCACCUCGGUCUUAUCUUUGAUUAAUAAAUUAGUGGGAAGACAAAUGAAAUUCCGUGAUCUCCGGUCCGCCUUGUAUGAAAAGCUUUCCCAAGAAUUAGAAUUAGACAUCAAGGAGUAUAUGCAAUUAAGUUAUCCGAGUGAUUGGAUUCAAAAAGCAAUUGUUGAGGAAAUUGCUGUUCGGUAUAUGGAUAUUGUGGUGCACGGACCUUUGGCCUUCAUGCCAGGUGAGAAUGCUCCUGAAACAGUGAUCCAGCAACAAAAGCAAUCGCUUCAAUUUUUGGCUGCCAUGGAGAGAAAAUUGUCUAAUCAAUAA